AUGGAGGCCCAGAUGCGAGAAGGCGGUUGCCCCCAGGGCCGGGAAACGGCCCAACGCCUUUUACUCGCCAGUCAACGUCGACAUCAAAGCCCCAAAAUGCUUGCCCGGCUAGCAUCAAGAGGGUCAGAGCUCGCUGUCAAUCAUCGAGUAACCGGCCUCAUAUUUACCGAGAGAUACUUCAGAGAGCUUGACACCAAAUGA
Molecule: messenger RNA, 201 nt
Organism: Protopolystoma xenopodis
Lineage: Eukaryota; Metazoa; Platyhelminthes; Monogenea; Polystomatidea; Polystomatidae
Source: the annotation of a GenBank genome assembly